Molecule: messenger RNA, 570 nt
Organism: Aspergillus terreus NIH2624
Lineage: Eukaryota; Fungi; Ascomycota; Eurotiomycetes; Eurotiales; Aspergillaceae
Product: putative antigenic thaumatin domain protein
Exons: 1
Coding region: 1-570 (189 amino acids)
Source: RefSeq, a predicted model, not a curated record
AUGAUGUUCUCCAACACCUUCGUUGCCACUCUCCUUGCCGCCACUGCGGCCGCUAUGCCUCACCAGGCCAGAGACGCCAGCGCAACACCGAGCAGCACGUCCACUUCCUCUAGCGCCAGCCCCUCUUCGACCUCGGGCUCUGGUAGCGGCAGCGUCCAGAUUGUCAACAACAUGGGCUCGACCGUGUACUUGUGGACUACCUCUGCCACUUCUGGCAACAUGCAAACCCUGACCUCCGGCGGGGGCACCUACAGCGAGAACUGGGCGACCAACUCCAAUGGCGGCGGCAUUUCGAUCAAGAUGUCGACUUCCGAGAACCAAGACAGUGUCCUUCAGUUCGAGUAUACCCAGGACGGCAGCACGCUCUAUUGGGACCUGUCCUCGAUCAACCUUGACUCGGACUCCGAGUUCGUCAAAUCUGGGUUCUCCGUUACCCCAAGCGACUCGAGCUGCUCCGCCGCCUCCUGCGCCGCGGGUGACUCCAACUGCGCUGAUUCCUAUCAGCACCCCGAUGACACGAACACCAACUCUUGCUCGACCAGCGCGCAGUACACUCUGACUUUGGGUUAA